This is a messenger RNA of Phycodurus eques (leafy seadragon), 2038 nucleotides long. RefSeq names its product thyroid hormone receptor interactor 13 (gene trip13). Bases 84 to 1352 code for a protein of 422 amino acids. The record is from RefSeq and is a predicted model, not a curated record. The transcript is spliced from 14 exons. Lineage: Eukaryota; Metazoa; Chordata; Actinopteri; Syngnathiformes; Syngnathidae. Gene Ontology annotation, molecular function: ATP binding; ATP hydrolysis activity. Gene Ontology annotation, biological process: meiotic recombination checkpoint signaling; reciprocal meiotic recombination. Gene Ontology annotation, cellular component: chromosome; nucleus.
GUUAAUCCAGGAAGAAGCUUAUUUGACAAUGAAGUCAAGUCCACUUUGUGGGUCUCCUCUUCUGCAAAAGUGAAGACAAGUGAAUGGAAAGUGACAACAUGGAUGCGGGAAACCAAAAAACGAUACAUGUGGAGGUCCAUGUUAAAUCCCAAAGCCCAGCUAAACUGUCUGAGGUGAGGAUGCAUGUCCAGGCUCUGCUAAGUCGCCACAGCAUUGUGUUCGGGAACUACAAGUGGACGGAGUUUGAUGACGGUUUCCUAUGCACUCAUGUGGAAUCUGUGACUAUGGUUGACUGGGAGGAAAUGCCAACACAGCCCCUUGAUUUGAACAGCUGCGCAGUUUCCGUUCACAUCUUCACCCUGAGUGAGGAUGGGCCGAGUACGCUCAGUUUGGAGGAGGAUGAGGAGCUGUCAGCGGCCAACCACUGGUUGCUUCCAGCAGCUGAUUUCCAUGGUAUUUGGGAGAGUCUGGUGUAUGACAGUGGGGUCAAAACUCAGUUACUGGAUUAUGUCACAACAACAAUUUACUUCUCAGACAAAAAUGUCGACAGCAACCUGAUUUCGUGGAAUCGUGUGGUGCUGCUCCAUGGCCCCCCAGGCACUGGGAAAACAUCCUUAUGCAAAGCUCUUGCCCAGAAGCUGUCAAUCAGACUGUCAAGUCGGUACACGUAUGGACAGUUUGUGGAAAUAAACAGCCAUAGCUUGUUCUCAAAGUGGUUCUCGGAGAGCGGCAAACUGGUCACAAAGAUGUUUCAGAAGAUUCAGCAGCUUAUUGAUGACAAAGAUGCUCUUGUGUUUGUUCUCAUUGAUGAGGUGGAGAGUCUGACAGCAGCAAGGAACGCCUGCCAGGCGGGAACGGAACCAUCUGAUGCCAUUCGCGUGGUCAACGCUGUCCUCACUCAGCUGGACCAAAUCAAACGACAUUCCAACGUGGUGAUCCUGACUACCUCCAAUGUGACUGAAAAGAUCGACUUGGCCUUUGUGGACAGAGCGGACAUCAAGCAGUAUAUUGGACCUCCGUCUGAGAGGGGCAUCUACAACAUCUUUCUUUCCAGCCUUGAGGAGCUCAUGAAAUGUCAAAUCAUUUACCCGCGGCAGCCACUCUUCACCAUCUUUGAGCUGGAGACCAUGGGCUUUGCAAAGAGUGAGGUAUCUGAACAUAGUCUGACCCUGAGGAACAUCGCCCUAAAAAGCAAAGGUCUGAGUGGAAGAGCUCUGAGGAAAUUACCCUUUCUAGCUCAUGCACUCUUUGUGAAGACACCCAAAGUGACUUUGGAAAGGUUUCUAAAGGCCAUGGACCAAGCGGUGGAUAAGCAGAAGGAGGAAAAAGCUAACCUAGCGAAUGGUGUCUGAAACAUUUGUAGCCUACAAGCUUCAUGUGGUUUUGUAAGGCAUCAUCAGGUAACUUAAUGCAGAAUGUUUACAAUAAUUUAUUCAGCCUCAGAAGGUUAUUGUUCCAACAAAUGCUGCCUGUAUAUUUUUGGGUUUUCUACAGAUCAAGCGGUUUCUCUUCCAGUCGGGAACUGUUUAAGAUACCUGAUGCUAAGCGUUAGCCUAUACAGCAGAUCUUUGUUUCACGGCAGGGUUCCAUUGCAACAGCGGUGAAGUAACCUCAAUUUGUAGUCUGAACAUGUUAUUGUCUAUCCUUAAUAUAGUAGUUGAUUCAAUAUUUGCAUGAAAAACACUUAUUAGCCAUAAAUGGAAAACAGUACGGCGGUAACAGCCUUCUUCUGCCGCAAUGCUACUCCGAUUCGUAACCUUGAAACGCCGUAUGUUGGCACGGUAAACCGAGGACCUCCUUUAACUGUUUGUCCAAUGCAGCCUUUUAACUGCGACAUUGACCACAACUGCUUUUUUUGUUUGAAUUUUUACAUGGUUAUUUCAUAUGUAACUUAAAUCGGAUGGAUGUAUUCAUUACAGUGUACAGACUUGAGCAGCAAAUUAAGAAAAUCCAAAUAAUAUUUCCAGAAAAUAUUGAAUGAUAGCGUUAACAUACUUAUUUGUUAGUUUUUAAAAAGGGGUGUUCGAUCCAUAUUUAU